Messenger RNA from Cyphomyrmex costatus, 1255 nucleotides. Its product is annotated as ketohexokinase. Lineage: Eukaryota; Metazoa; Arthropoda; Insecta; Hymenoptera; Formicidae. Gene Ontology annotation, biological process: fructose metabolic process. The transcript has 4 exons. The record is from RefSeq and is a predicted model, not a curated record. Bases 1 to 1158 code for a protein of 385 amino acids. Gene Ontology annotation, molecular function: ketohexokinase activity.
AUGACGUCAAGUCACGAAGAGACGAUUUAUGGAGAAUCGUCCAUGGAAGCCCGUACAUUGAAGAUUCUAUGUGUGGGACGUGUUUGUCUUGACAUCGUUCAAAUGUGCAUGCAAUUUCCUUCCGAGGAUUCCACUCAAAAAGCUACUGAUCACAGAUGGCAAAGAGGGGGCAAUGCAUCCAACACCUGUACUGUACUAUCAUUAAUAGGACAACCGUGUGAGCUUCUGGCGUGUUUGAGCGCAGACGAGCAUGCUAAUUUUCUGCAAAACGAUCUGCGCAAGUAUAAAAUUGACUAUUCCCAUUGCCCUGUGAUAAAUGGCGUUGGGUGCUCCAUCUCAACUAUUAUAUUGAGUUUAAACACCGGAAGUCGCACAAUUGUACAUUACUGUAAUUUACCUGAAUUGACGUUAAAGAAUUUCGAGCAACUUAAUUUAGAGGAAUAUAGUUGGAUUCAUUUUGAGGGAAGACAUAUAGAUGUAACGCUGCAUAUGAUACAGUAUAUAGACAAUUAUAAUAAUUUAUUGAAUUGUACACGCGAUCGCGCUACCAAAAAUCGCAUGCCAAUUACAAUUAGUGUAGAAUUAGAAAGAUCAGUUUCCGAGUUAUUGAAUCUAUUACCGUACGUUGACGUAGCAUUUAUAGCAAAAGAAUUCGCUCAGUAUCUGGGUUUCAGCAAUAUGAAUGAAGUAAUAUGUAACAUCGGCCAAGAUUCUAAAGGAGCUAUUAUAUGUGCGUGGGCAGAGGAAGGUGCAAUUGCUCGUACUCCAUGUGGCUCAAUAGUACAAUCGCCAGCUUUUCCACCUCUAAAAGUAAUCGAUACUUUAGGUGCAGGUGAUACGUUUAAUGCAGCUGCUCUGUAUUAUUUGAACAAAAGCAAAGUUGAAUUUAUGCACAAAUAUAAAGAAGAAGCAACUUGCAUGAAUGAUAAUCAAACAAAGGAUGAUUCUGAUAAUAACACUACGUUAGUUAAACGAGAUAUUAAGGAAAAUUUAAGUACAAAAAGUUCGGUAUACGAUCGAGUAAAAUUUAUUAAUGAAACACUUCUACAACAGACUAUCAGAUUUGCAUGCCGCAUUGCUGGUGCAAAAGUAGGAUUGAGAGGAUACGAUUGCCUUGACGUAAUUUCUAAUGAUAUUUUACAAUCGAAUUUUUUUUAACAUUAGCAGAAUAUAUUUUUAGAAGGUAUUUAAUUUAGGUUUCUAAAUAAUAGAUAAGAGCAUCAUGUAUAAUUUAUACUUUUCCUUCUACUUAAAA